AUGUCCACAUUCUUUUCUGUACAUUUUCCAUUCGUCUCUCUUUCUGUCUAUCUAUCUCAUCUAUCUAUCUAUCUAUCUAUCUAUCUAUCUAUCUAUCUAUCUAUCUAUCUAUCUAUCUAUCUAUCUGUCUGUCUGGCUGGCUGGCUGUCAGAGUGUCUGUUGACCUUUGUUCGAGUAUCUUUGUUCUCUAUCUCUCUCUCUCUUCUCUUCUCUCUCUCUCUCUCUCUUCUCUCUAUCUUUUCUUUCUUUCUCUCUUUUUCUCUCUCUCUUUCUCUUUCUUUUUUCUCUCUCGUUUUCUUUUCUUUUUCUCUCUCUCUUCUCCUCUUUCUUUCUCUUUCUUCUCUCUCUUCUUCUCUCUCUUUCUUUUUCUCUCUCAUGAUUCGAAAUAAGUUUUUUUUAUCAUUUCUUCACCAUUUUAAGGUUUUUUCACAGCAAAAACUUUCUUGUCUGACUCGUUCAUUUUUCUUUGUUUUCUUUUCUUCUUCUUCUUCUUCUUCUUCUUCUUCUUUUCUUCUUCUUCUUCUUCUUCUUCUUCUUCUUCUUCUUCUUCUUCUUCUUCUUCUUCUUCUUCAUUUCUUAUUGAACAAAAGAAAGAAGACGAUAAGUUUUUUGUUCACCGCCCUCCCCGAUUUCCUCUCUACUUCCUUAAGAAUCUUUUUAUUCUCUCUCUAUCUAUCUAUCUAUCUAUCUCUCUCUCUCUCUUUUCUCUAUCUAUCUCUCUCUAUUUAUCUAUCUAUCUAUCUCUCUCUUAUUCUAUCUCCCUCUAUCUUAUCUAUCUUUCUAUCUAUGAAAUCUAUCUAUCUAUCUAUCUCUCUCAUUAAUCUAUCUGUUUCAAAAAAAAUUAUCCCAUUCAUCUAUCUUAUCUAUCUAUCUAUCUAUCUAUCUAAAUAA
Acanthosepion pharaonis is the source of this 891-nucleotide messenger RNA. The record is from the annotation of a GenBank genome assembly. Lineage: Eukaryota; Metazoa; Mollusca; Cephalopoda; Sepiida; Sepiidae.